This is a messenger RNA of Dromaius novaehollandiae (emu), 2021 nucleotides long. It is a transcript of the gene ADPRM, whose product is annotated as ADP-ribose/CDP-alcohol diphosphatase, manganese dependent. NCBI's taxonomy places the organism in Eukaryota, Metazoa, Chordata, Aves, Casuariiformes, Dromaiidae. The transcript has 3 exons. Gene Ontology annotation, molecular function: ADP-ribose diphosphatase activity; 2',3'-cyclic-nucleotide 2'-phosphodiesterase activity; CDP-glycerol diphosphatase activity. Bases 75 to 1025 code for a protein of 316 amino acids. The record is from RefSeq and is a predicted model, not a curated record.
CCGCCCUUUCCGGGCGCCGCCAUCGCCUUCCGGGCGCCCCCCCUCCCGCCCCGGGCCGGGCAGCGGCGGCCGCGAUGGAGGGGGCGCCGCUCUUCUCCUUCGGCGUCAUCGCGGACAUCCAGUACGCGGACGCGGAGGACGGCUACGACUUCUGGGGGUGCCGGCGGCGCUACUACCGGCACAGCCUGCGCCUGCUGCGGGCCGCCGUGGAGGCGUGGGCCGCCGAGCAGCCGCCGCCCGCCUUCGUGCUGCAGCUGGGCGACACCAUCGACGGCGUCAACGCGCGGCGCGGCGCGGCGGAGAGCGCGCUGGAGCGGGUGCUGGCGGCGCUGCGGCGGCUCCCGGCGCCCGUGCACCACGUCUGGGGCAACCACGAGCUGUACAACUUCAGCCGCGAGCGCCUGGCCCGCAGCGGCCUCAACAGCCGGCCCGCGUCGGCCGCCGGCGCCGCCGGGGACUGCCAGGCCUACCACUUCAGCCCGGCGCCGCGCUUCCGCUUCGUGGUGCUCGACGCCUACGACCUGAGCGUCCUGGGCAGGGACGCGGCCGCGCCCCGGCACCGCCAGGCCCUCCGGCUGCUGAAGGAGAAGAACCCCAACGAGAACCUCAACAGCCCCGCAGGACUCAAAGAACCACAGUUUGUAGAGUUUAAUGGGGGAUUUAGCCAAGACCAACUGGACUGGUUCAAUGAAGUCCUUAAAACCUCUGAUGAAAACCAAGAAAAAGUUGUAGUUAUGGGUCACCUGCCCAUUCAUCCAGAUUCUUCAGACAGAGUUUGCCUAGCCUGGAAUUACGAAGAUGCCCUUUCUGUCAUACAUGCUCAUCAGUGUGUGGUGUGCUUCCUUGCAGGGCACCUGCAUGAUGGUGGCUAUUGUGUAGACUCCCAUGGAGUUCAUCAUCUGACUUUGGAGGGGGUUAUUGAAACUCCACCAGAAAGUAAUGCCUUUGGAACUAUUUAUGUCUAUGAUGAUAAAAUGAUAUUAAAGGGAAGGGGCAGAAUUUCAGACAGAGUGAUGUAUUACUGAAAAUGGUAAGCACAUGAAUACAAAUUGCUCUUCUUCAGGAACUACCCAGACUAAAACAUAAUAGCAUCUACUGCAGCAAUGGGAUUCAGCAUAUCUUUGUUUAUAGCAAGAUCUGCUUGGCUGAUCCUUAUACAUUUUUCCUCAAACAUUUUUCUCUCAGAUACAAAAUUUUAUAAGUUAUGUUUUUGUAAGAAACCAAACCUAGUCUCUUCUUGCAGAAUAGAGAAGGUCAGUAACUGUGAAAUAAAUGUACUUGAAUGCAAAGUUUUGACUCAAAACACCCAAUCCUGAAUGGAUUGUUACCUACUGUGAAAAAACAAACCAUAUUAACAAGGUUGUCUUAAAAAUCCACCUUUUUUUUAUAUUGCUCAGGUUUAUGACAUGCAGAAUUGUUCCUGCUCAUCAGCAUUUCAACUUUUUUUUUUUUUCCCCAAAGAUCUAAGUCAACAAUGUCUCCAGUCUGGCAGAAGAUUUCAUCCUGUAGCCUAUUACAGUCAUCUUAAGAUAGAUGCUUUCAAAAUUACUUUAGUCUUUUAAAGCAAGGCCCAAGGAAAAUGGGGACCAUCUAUGCUACAUCAGCACAGUACUGAGAGGUCUAAGUUAAAAAAGUGUCAAGCCAGGAAGACUGUGGCAUCAUGUAAUGCCACAGAUAUACCAGCCGUAAUCUGCACAUAUCUAGCUGUAUUAGCUUGCAGCCAUAUUAAGCUAACAAGCCCUGACUUGAGAAGACUUAAAGCAUGUUGCUGUGCUGCAUGUGAACCUAUACUGGCUCUCACCCAGCCACCUUGUGUGUCCAGUGUAUUCACCUGUGCUUCCUUUUCCAGGAUUAGUGAUGAUAGAGCAUGCUUACUCUGUCUGGACUGCUGUAUAUGUUCUGCUUUCUAGAAACAGAGAUAUUCUGUGAAAAGCAGAGAGUUGUGAUAGUGACUAUGUCUGCUGGUGGCAGUCUUGAGCACGCAUCUCACAGAAAAUAAAUAUAUGCAAGCUUUCUUUGAA